CCUAGUUGGUUUGACAUAUUGUUUUCUGACUCGCAGAAGGCUAUGAAUCUUUACAAGAAGCAGAGGAUGAAAAUAAGAGGCUUGCCAUUUAUCGCUGGUGGAACACUGGAUAUUAUAUUAGGAUCUAAUCAGGAGAAUAUGGAAGCAAAAGUCCCCUGUGAUGUGGAGAAAGUAGAGGAGUUAGUCCCUACUUAUGAUUCCAAAAUGACAGAUGCUCCACUGUCAAGUUUAGGUGAGAAGAAUGUUGUCACUGCUUCAACCGAUAGUGCUGAGGAAAAACCGGAGGUGCCGGUGUCAACACCCAGUCCUGAGGUGCAGAACGAUAUCUGCCUGGUUUCUCCUAAGUUGGAAAUGCGAGUUGAAGAUUAUAGUGGAAGCAAUGCAGGAGAGCCUCAAACACUUUUAAAUGGGGCGGAAAUGGAUUACUCCUCUGAGCUGGUUAAAUUAGAGCUGGGGGAUGCAAAUGGUUUCUCAUCGAUUGAUAACUCGGCUCUUGCUACCUCCACUUUACCUGCUGCUGGUAACGACUUGAAUGUUAUUAGCAAGACUGAAGAUGAUAACUCUAUACAUUACCCAAAGGAAGGUGCGGCUGAUACAAUAACUGGUCCUUUAGUAAUACCAGAGGGAUCCCCAAAGGCUAAGGCUUGUGAGGCUUUGAUGUCUGGGUCUAAUGAGUCUGAUUCGGUAAUUUUAAGUCGGAUACAUCAUUCUCCUGAAAGUACACAUUGAGACAAUUUCUUUCUAUAUCCAUGUUUCCUUUUUGGUUUCUUACUUUUACUGCCUUUAAGUUCAUUAUGCUCAUGCUAUUUUCUGUGG
This is a messenger RNA of Prunus avium (sweet cherry), 816 nucleotides long. NCBI's taxonomy places the organism in Eukaryota, Viridiplantae, Streptophyta, Magnoliopsida, Rosales, Rosaceae. The record is from RefSeq and is a predicted model, not a curated record.